AUGACAGUUUACAAAUAUCAUGGCAAUAUCCAGACGUUACCCUAUGUGGAUGAAGGAGCAGGGACAGCCCACGGAGUGAGGAAGACAAAAGUGCCCCUUCUAGCAGUUCGGAGCAAGUUUGGCCGAAGGGAAGGGGAGGUUACAUUCCCGCUCUCUUCACUCCUAGGGCUGCUCGUGCUAGUUAAGUUCUGGGUCUUUCCUGCUCCGAGAGGGACCAGUUACUUCCGCCGUAGCUGCUGUUGCUCUGUCGACUGCACUGUGACCUGCACUGUUCGCGGGACCUUUAGAGAGGACGCCGGAAUACCUGGAAGCCAGGAAAUGGAUUCAGUGGCCUUUGAGGAUGUGGCUGUGAACUUCACCCAGGAGGAGUGGGCUUUGCUGGAUCCUUCCCAGAAAAAUCUCUACAGGGAAGUGAUGCAGGAAACCGUGAGGAACCUGGCCUCCGUAGGAAAAAAAUGGAACAACCAGUACAUUGAAGAUGAGCACCAAAAUCCUAGGAAAAACCUAAGAAGACUUAUAGGAGAGAGACUCUCUGAAAGUAAAGAAAGUUAUCAGCAUGGAGAAGUUUUGACGCAGGUUCCAGAUGACACACUGAAGAAGAAAACUCCUGGAGUAAAAUCAUAUGAAAGCAGUGUGUGUGGAGACAUCGGCAUGGGUCUUUCAUCCCUUAAUAGGCACCUCAGAGCCUUUAGUUAUUCCAGUAGGCUUGCAAUACAUGGAAGAACUCACACUGGGGAAAAGCCUUAUGAAUGUAAGGAAUGUGGGAAAGCAUUCAGGUUUCCCAGUUCUGUUCGUAGACAUGAAAGAAUCCACUCUGCAAAAAAACCCUAUGAAUGUAAGCAGUGUGGGAAAGCAUUAUCUUAUCUUGUAAGCUUUCAAACACACAUGAGAAUGCACACUGGAGAGAGACCUCAUAAAUGUAACGUAUGUGGGAAAGCCUUUUUUUCUCCCAGUUCGUUAAAAAGACAUGAGAAAAGUCACACUGGAGAGAAACGCUAUAAAUGCAAGCAAUGUGGUAAAGCCUUCAAUUGUCCCAGUUCCUUCCAAUAUCAUGAAAGGACUCACAGUGGAGAGAAACCCUAUGAGUGUACACAAUGUAGGAAAGCCUUCAGAUCUGUCAAGUACCUGCGAGUACAUGAAAGAAAACACACUGGAGAGAAACCCUAUGAGUGUAAGCUUUGUGGUAAGGGCUUUAUUUCUUCCACUUCCUUUCGCUAUCAUGAAAAGACUCACACUGGAGAGAAACCUUAUGAAUGUAAGAAAUGUGAGAAAGCCUUCAGUUUUGUCAAGGAUCUUCGAAUACAUGAAAGGACACACACUGGAGAGAAACCCUUUGAAUGUAAACAAUGUGGGAAAACCUUCACUUCUUCCAAUUCCUUUCACUAUCAUGAAAGGACUCACACUGGAGAGAAACCCUAUGAGUGUAAGCACUGUGGGAAAGCCUUCAGAUCUGUCUCAAUCCUUCAAAAGCACGUACGAACUCACACAGGAGAGAAACCCUAUGGAUGUAAGCGAUGUGGUAAAGUCUUUAGAGUUGCCUCACAACUUAAAAUGCAUGAAAGGACUCACACAGGAGAGAAACCCUAUGAGUGUAAGCAAUGUGGAAAAGCCUUUAUUUCUUCUAAUUCCAUUCGCUAUCAUAAAAGGACUCACACUGGAGAGAAACCUUAUAAAUGUAAACAAUGUGGAAAAGCUUUCAUUUCUUCCAACUCUUUUCUCUAUCAUGAAAGGAUUCACACUGGAGAGAAACCCUAUGAGUGUAAGCAAUGUGGUAAAGCCUUUAGAUCUGCCUCAAUCCUUCAAAAGCAUGUAAGGACUCAUACUGGCUAGAAACUCUGGAUGUAAGCAAUAUGGUAAGGUCCUUAGAUGGGACUCAGAACUUCAAAUGCAUGGAAGGACUCACUGCAGAGACACCUGUAAUCUCAGCAUUUUGGGAAGCCAAGGCAGGAGGAUUGCCUAAGCUGAAGAGGUCGAGACCAGCUUGGGCAACAUGGUGAGACGUUAUCUCUAUUACAUAAUAAAAUAAAAUAGGCCAGGCACAGUGGCUCAUGCCUGUAAUCCCAGCACUUUGGGAGGUGGAGGCGGGCAGAUCACUUGAGGUCAGGAGUUCAAGACCAGCCUGACCAACAUGGAGAAACCCCAUCUCUACUAAAAAUACAAAAUUAGCCAGGUGUGGUGGCAGAUGCCUGUAAUCCCAGCGGCUUGGGAGGCUGAGGCAGGAGAAUCGCUUGAACCCGGGAGGCAGAGGUUGCAGUGAGCCGAGAUUGUGCCAUUGCACUCCAGCUUGGGCAACAACAGUGAAACUCCGUCUCAAAAAAUAAAUAAAUAAAUAAAUAAA
Molecule: messenger RNA, 2338 nt
Organism: Symphalangus syndactylus (siamang)
Lineage: Eukaryota; Metazoa; Chordata; Mammalia; Primates; Hylobatidae
Gene: ZNF878
Product: zinc finger protein 878
Biological process (GO): regulation of transcription by RNA polymerase II
Molecular function (GO): RNA polymerase II cis-regulatory region sequence-specific DNA binding; DNA-binding transcription factor activity, RNA polymerase II-specific
Source: RefSeq, a predicted model, not a curated record